Procambarus clarkii (red swamp crayfish) is the source of this 1110-nucleotide messenger RNA. The record is from RefSeq and is a predicted model, not a curated record. NCBI's taxonomy places the organism in Eukaryota, Metazoa, Arthropoda, Malacostraca, Decapoda, Cambaridae.
AUGUCGAUCCGGACAGUUUCUUCAAAAGGGACUCACAGGAGUCAACAGGUGGAGCUAGACUACGCCGUGACACAAGACUGUCAACAGGUGGAGCUGGACUACGCCGUCACACAAGACUGUCAACAGGUGGAGCUAGACUACGCCGUCACACAAGACUGUCAACAGGUGGCGCUAGACUACGCCGUCACACAAGACUGUCAACAGGUGGAGCUAGACUACGCCGUCACACAAGACUGUCAACAGGUGGAGCUGGACUACGCCGUCACACAAGACUGUCAACAGGUGGAGCUGGACUACGCCGUCACACAAGACUGUCAACAGGUGGAGCUGGACUACGCCGUCACACAAGACUGUCAACAGGUGGAGCUGGACUACGCCGUCACACAAGACUGUCAACAGGUGGAGCUGGACUACGCCGUCACACAAGACUGUCAACAGGUGGAGCUGGACUACGCCGUCACACAAGACUGUCAACAGGUGGAGCUAGACUACGCCGUCACACAAGACUGUCAACAGGUGGAGCUAGAUUACGUCGACCCAGAAAGCUCUCAACCCUUCCCACAAACGUUCCAACAGAAGCGCUUUGGCACUGAAGUGAACAAUGUGUCCUCGAAUCGAACAAAACUCGCCAUGACCAAGACCUGUGUCAAUUAUGCUGUGGUGGUGAGGAGCCAGGAAACCCGAGAGAAACCGGGGAGACCAAGAAGAGACCAAGAAAAGACCAAGAAAAGACCAAGAAGAGACCAAGAAGAGGCCAAGCAGAGACCAAGAAGAGGCCAAGAAGAGGCCAAGAAGAGGCCAAGCAGAGACCAAGAAGAGGCCAAGAAGAGGCCAAGAAGAGGCCAAGCAGAGACCAAGAAGAGGCCAAGAAGAGGCCAAGAAGAGGCCAAGCAGAGACCAAGAAGAGGCCAAGAAGAGGCCAAGAAGAGGCCAAGCAGAGACCAAGAAGAGGCCAAGAAGAGACCAAGAAGAGGCCAAGCAGAGACCAAGAAGAGGCCAAGAAGAGGCCAAGAAGAGGCCAAGAAGAGACCAAGAAGAGGCCAAGAAGAGACCAAGAAGAAAGCCUCUCUACAAUCAUGCUUCAAAAAAAUAAAUAUAUUUGUGUUCUGA